UGAUCGGAUAUUUGUGCAUUUAAAACUCUCUUUAAAAGCUAAAACCGGUUCGCCGUGAGCUGGUGUCUGCCGGAGUUAUCUCAUCUCCAUUCUCCAUCUCCCUUCCCUUUCAUUCCUCCCUGUAAUCACACACACUCUCUCUCUCUCUCUCUCUCUCUCUCUCACACACACACACACACACAUACAUUCUUUUAAAUCACGAGAUCCUCUCCCUUUCUUCCAUGGCUCUCUCUGGUGUAUCACUAUCCCAUCCUCGGUGGUUGUAUUUUAAUGGCUAUCACCCACAUUUCUAACAUCACCACUUUUACAUACUUCCUCUCUCUGCUCUGCUGCUUUUAAUUCUAAAGAGAGGAAGAGAAUCAGGCUGAAAAUGGCGCAUUCCGUUAAGCGAAUAUCCGAUAGCCCAAAAUCAGUUACAUUCGACGUCGGCAAUACCAACAAACCCGACUCUCGUGAACUCAAUUUUGGUUCACCUAUUUCGCCCUUAAGACCUGGACCAGCGGCUAGCAGUAGCUCGAGUUCAUCCGGGUCAGUAUCAGGUCGGAAUGAAAAUAGAAUUCACUUUCGAUCAGCUUCUAGAAGGGCAGAUUCAGGUGGUAGGAUUAAAAACCACUCCGGCGAGUUGUCGGUGAAUAGUUCUCCGAAAGCUUCAGCAGGUGGAGGUGCCUCAUCUUCAUCAAAAAAAUCGGGUCACACCCGGUCAAAUUCCUGUGGAGGAACUGGCGGCCACCCACCAAUCAACUCUGGUGGAAGCUCCGCUACUUCUCCGGCCACGAAUGUACUUCCAACCGGCAACAUUUGCCCGACGGGGAAGAUAUUAAAGACGGGUAUGAUGACAUCCCGGAGCUCCAAAUCAGACGUAUUAAGUCUCGGAACCAGCAACUACGGCCAUGGCAGCAUAUUACGAGGCGGCUCCACCACUAAGCCGACCGGAACUGAACCCCCUGUUUCGAUUAUUUCAAAUUCCAAUACUUCAAGGAGAUUAUCGAUGGACCCUGAAAAGCUGAGAAAGGUAGGAAACGAACACUACAAAAGGGGAAACAUCAAAGACGCCCUGAGUUACUACGAUCGCGCGAUAGCGAUCUCGCCGGAAAAACCUGCCUACCGUUGUAACCGUGGAGCCGCAUUGAUGGGUCUGAACAGGUUGAAUGAGGCUGCGAAAGAAUAUGAAGAAGCCCUUAAAAUCGAUUCUGGAUACAUGAGAGCUCAUCGUCGUUUAGGAUCUCUUCUUAUUAGUUUAGGGCAAGUGGAAAAUGCAAGGAGACAUCUUUAUUUUCCAGGGUUCCAAGCAGAUCCAAAUGAGCUCAAGAAAUUACAAGAAGUUGAAAAACACUUAAAUAAGUGCACAAAUUAUAGAAAAGUUUGCGAUUGGGGUAAUGUUUUAAAUGAAUGUGAUGCUGCAAUUGAUUCUGGAGCCGAUUCUUGUCUUCAGCUAUUUGCAUGUAAAGCAGAAGCAUUGUUGAAGGUGCAUCGAUUAUAUGAUGCUGAUGUCAGCAUGUCUUAUGUGGCUACAUUUGAAGCAUCUUGUAGUCUUUCGUGUCCCCAAGAAAACUUCUUUGGGAUGCAUCCGGAAGCAUACCUUUUGUUUGUUCGUGCUCAAAUCGGCAUGGCAAUGGGAAGAUUCGAGAACGCCGUUACAAGUAUUGAAAAAUCAGGACAAAUUGACCCACGAAAUGUCGAGAUUGCCCUUCUUCUCCAAAACUUUAGGUCAGUGUCUAGGGCUCGGGCACGUGGGAAUGAUCUUUUUAAGUCAGAAAGAUUCACGGAAGCUUGUUCGGCUUAUGGCGAAGGGCUUCGGUUUGAUCCUUUGAAUCCGGUUCUUUAUUGCAAUCGGGCAGCUUGUUGGUUUAAACUCGGGCAGAUGGAAAGAUCUCUUGAUGAUUGUAAUCAAGCGCUUCUUAUUCAUCAAAAUUACACCAAAGCCCUUCUUCGUAGAGCUGCUACAUAUAGUAAGCUUGACCAAUGGGCUGAAUCUGUGAAAGAUUAUGAAGUUUUGAGAAAAGAGCUUCCUAACAACAACGAUGUAGCAGAAUCUUUAUUCCAUGCUCAAAUUGCUUUGAAAAAAUCAUGUGGUGAAGAAGUAUAUAACAUGAAAUUUGGGGGUGAAGUUGAGUUAAUUACAAGUCUUGAACAGUUUAAAUCUGCAGUUGCUUCAACCGGAACUUGUAUUGUUCUUUUUGAAUCAUCAUCCGAUAUACGAUGCAAGCAGAUGUCAACAUUUGUAGACACGUUAUGCUCCCGAUAUCCAUCCAUAAUAUUUCUCAAGGUUGAUGUGGAAGAAACCCCACUAAUUGCAAAAGCUGAAAAUGUAAGUGUUGUGCCAACAAUCAAGAUUUACAAAAAGGGUAAUCGAGCAAAAGAAAUGGUAUGCCCGAGUAAAGAAGCAGUGGAAUCAUCAGUCAAGCACUACAGUUCGUAAGAUCUUGUGGAUCAAAAAGAUUUUCAUAUUCUAUUGCAUAAAAGGCAUGAUAAUUUAACCAUUAAAGCGCCAAAUUUUAGAGUCGAUGUGAAGAGGAAAAACUGGAAAUGGGUAGGUUAGUUGGAGUUUUGUAGUAAAAAUGUGUAUUAAUUUGUAAAACAACAUUGUUAUGUUGUUGAGUUUCAUUCAUUUAUGGGGUAUUAUAAGUGGGAUGUGUAGAUGUAUAUGUAUGUGAAGAUGGUGAUACAAACAACAAAAUAUUGCAACUUGGGGG
This is a messenger RNA of Lactuca virosa, 2693 nucleotides long. NCBI's taxonomy places the organism in Eukaryota, Viridiplantae, Streptophyta, Magnoliopsida, Asterales, Asteraceae. The record is from the annotation of a GenBank genome assembly.